CAUAUUAAUGCUGUUGCUCUGUUAUUUUUUCAGCGAGUUCUUCUUCUUGUGGCCUCAGACGUUGAUGCAUUAUGUGCUUGUAAAAUACUCCAAGCUUUGUUUCAAUGUGAUCAUGUGCAAUAUACGCUAGUGCCUGUGUCUGGAUGGCAAGAACUUGAAACUGCCUUUCUUGAGCAUAAAGAUCAGUUCAAAUAUUUUGUUUUUAUUAAUUGUGGUGCCAAUGUUGACCUGUUGGAGAUCUUGCAGCCUGAAGAAGACACUUAUUUUUUUGUGUGUGAUAGCCACAGACCUAUCAAUAUAGUCAAUGUUUACAAUGAGACACAGAUUAAGCUGUUAGUUAAGCAAGAUGAUGAUCUUGAUGUUCCUGCUUAUGAUGAUAUCUUCAGAGAUGAAGAGGAUGAAGAAGAGGACUCAGAGAAUGAAAGUGAUGGCUCAGAACCUUCAGAUAAGCGCAGACGUUUUGAAGAGGAGGUAAUAGAGAGAACAAUGAAAAGGCGACAAAGGCGAGAGUGGGAGGCACGCAGACGUGAAAUUCUUUUUGAUUACGAGCAAUAUGAAUACCACGGGACCUCAUCUGCGAUGGUGAUGUUUGAUCUGGCGUGGAUAAUGUCUAAAGAUUUGAAUGACAUGUUGUGGUGGGCUAUUGUUGGCCUAACAGAUCAGUGGGUCCAAGAUAAAAUUACCCAAAUGAAGUAUGUGACUGAUAUUGGAAUCCUGCAGCGCCACGUGUCUCGCCAUAACCACCGCAAUGAGGAUGAGGAAAAUUCCCUGUCCAUUGACUGCAUGCGAAUAGCAUUUGAAUACGAUCUGCGCCUGGCACUUUAUCAGCACUGGUCUCUGUAUGAAAGUCUCUGUAAUACUUCAUAUACCUCUGCUAACCUUAAGCUCUGGUCAGUACAAGGACAGAAGCGGCUGCAGGAGUUUUUGGCUGACAUGGGUUUGCCUCUGAAGCAAGUGAAGCAGAAAUUUAAUUCCAUGGACAUUUCUUUGAAAGAAAAUCUUCGGGAAAUGAUUGAAGAAUCUGCAAAUAAGUUUGGAAUGAGGGAUUUAAGAGUUCAGACCUUCAGCAUUCACUUUGGCUUUAAGAACAAGUUCUUAGCAAGUGAUAUAGUUUAUGCCACAGCCUCUCUCAUGGAGAGCAUAGAGAAAGAGGGGCCUGAAACAACUAAUUUCAUUAAAGCUUUGGACAGUCUCUCCAGAGGUAACCUGGACAAACUGCACCAAGGGCUGGACCUAGCCAAAAAGCAGUUACGUGCCAUUCAGCAGACAGUAGCCAGCUGCAUUUGCACCAACCUUGUUAUUUCCCAAGGGCCUUUUCUUUAUUGCUCUCUCAUGGAGGGUACGCCAGAUGUGAAACUGUUUUCUAAACCAGUAUCUCUGUGCCUGCUUAGUAAAUACUUGCUCAAAUCCUUUGUUUGCUCUACAAAAAACAAGCGCUGCAAAUUACUGCCACUGGUAAUGGCUGCACCAAUGGAUGUUGAACAGGGAACUGUGAUCAUGGUGGGGAUUCCUCCAGAAACAGAAAGCUCUGACAAAAAGAACUUUUUUGGAAGAGCAUUUGAGAAAGCUGCUGACAGCACCAAUUCCAGGACUUUACACAACCAUUUUGACAUGUCCAUAAUUGAAUUGAAAACAGAAGACAGGAGCAAAUUUCUGGAUGCGCUCAUAUCUCUCUUGUCCUAAUGAUUGUUUCAGAUUGUCUUCUGCCCUGUUACGCAGUGGUGCUUUUUGGUUCCUUGAGCUGGAAGCUGAGGAUCAGAUGCUCUGAAGUUGUUUCAGAUGUUCCAGACUUCACAGUGCUGCAAUUAUGUCAUCUUGCUUCAUCUGAAAUGUUCCGAUACAGGCCCGGACUUUUGGUUUUGUGCUAAGAGGCUGAAGGAUCUCAAAGCUGAGCACGCAGAUACUGGAUACUGCUUCUUUGUAAGGACUCAGUCCUUGGAAAGGCAGAAUGCCUCAAACAGCAGAAUUUGUACAUGGCACUUCUGUCAAACCUGCUUUUAUGAGUAGAUGUGCUCCUUUGGUAUUGAGUGUGGGCUAACAACAAAAAUAGGUUUUAACUAAGUUCCAUAUUUAAAUGUUCUUUUAAAACUACCUUGAAUGUUUUAAAAUCAUUUUUAAAGUAACUUCUUGAAAACUUGUAAUGAAAAUCUUUUUAGGUGCUGUCAGGUUGAAGCCUUGUACUUUGGUUGAAAUAGCUGUUUUGUGAGGCAAGUUUUAAGAUUUUAGGGAUUUAAAAUCCAUGUACUAAGAAACUGCCAGUUACCAGAGACAAUCCAUGGAAUUUCAGUGCCAGCAGAGCGUUCUUAGUCAUGCGUAGUGAUGCUGUAUUGUCACUUGUAGACUAGCUUUGGCAACGAUUUUCCUGGGAAGAAUCUAAAACAGUAUGAUAACUGUGUGGGCUGUAGUGUUGUAACUGUCAGCCUACAUCUCUUCAGCUCCAUAACAGAGGUCCCAUUUCAUUUUAGUUGCUGUACAUUGGUGGAUAUGUAUAUGUUGGGAAUUUUUCUUCCUGCAACGUUUGCUUGAAUUCUGUAUGACCUCAAUAUUUUCAAUGUAUUAUAAUGGAUAUGUAUAGAGUAUAUAUCAUUACAUUGUACUUGGUACAGACUUUUAUUACAAGUUAAUUUAAUACCACCUGUGAUCUAGAUGUAGCCAGUGGAAAAUGAAUUAAACGACAUAUUUUUAUCCAAACAGAA
Messenger RNA from Meleagris gallopavo (turkey), 2696 nucleotides. The record is from RefSeq and is a predicted model, not a curated record. NCBI's taxonomy places the organism in Eukaryota, Metazoa, Chordata, Aves, Galliformes, Phasianidae.